Molecule: messenger RNA, 2921 nt
Organism: Chenopodium quinoa (quinoa)
Lineage: Eukaryota; Viridiplantae; Streptophyta; Magnoliopsida; Caryophyllales; Amaranthaceae
Exons: 4
Coding region: 640-2673 (677 amino acids)
Source: RefSeq, a predicted model, not a curated record
CUUCUCGUAUCACGUAAACCCAUACAAUACCCAAUUAAGAAACACUACUCUUAUAAUGUGAAUAAAUUUAUCACAACCAAUUAUGCUUGGUGGAGGUCAAAGUCACGAAUUCGAGUGUCAUCACUAACAUUCACUUGGGAGUUUUAAGCGUUAACGUGUGUAGAAGGGUUGGACGACUAGUCAGGGAAAAAAAAAAAAACAGCAUAGGUCAUAGCCUCCGUAGGGGACCAAUUUCAUUACCACAUUUGUAAUAAUUACAAUCAUAAUCCGUACUUUUUGUUUCUCUUCACAACUCUCUUUCUUUCUCCUGGAGAAAUUAUUGUAGACUUCCAACUUCCUUGAAGAUUGACACCAAAUUUUUGCCAGGUAGCAAAAACCAUGUAAAAUAAACAUAAAAAGAAAUAAAAAAAAAAAAAACAGAAUGAAAGUAGAAAAAAAAAACAGAGGAAAAAAGAAAACCAAAAACAGAGUAUAUCUGAGUUUUCUGACAGAAGUGAAAGCUAAACUCAUCAGACACCCAAAAUCCACAAAAAAUCAAGGAAAAAAUGGGUAAAAUCCAGAAAAUCAGUCAGAAAGGAGUGAAAUUGAGGUGAAAGAUGAAAUCUUUAGAGAGAGAAAGAGGGAAAUUUAGAGAGAGAAAUGAAAAUAAGGGAAGAAGAAGAAAGUGGGGAAAAAGGUACAAUUUCAGCGGAAAAAAAGGAUGAAUUUUUUAGUAGAAGAAGAAAGUCUUUGCCUUUAUUGGCUGCCUGUAAAAGGGGUUUUUGUGGGCCCAGAAAUUCCACUGUUACUACCCCAGUCAUCUUAUGGAAGGAGGUUGUUGUUGUUGGAGCUCAAAACACCAUAAUUAAAGGCAACAACAAAAACAACACUUUUCCUCUUUUUUCUUCAUUUUCUUUCUCUUGUUAUUCUUCUGCUGCUGCUCAAUUUUCUGCUAGGAAACUUGGUUCCGUUUUUUGGGAGUUUCAACAUUAUUUUAAUUCUGAAGAAAUGUAUUUGGGUGUCAAUAAUCAUAAUCAAAGGGGUCGUAGAAUUCAUCAUAGAUUGAAUAAGGAUGAGGGUUUUGAUCAUAAUCUUCAUCAGAUUAAUGGACAUCCCUCUUUACCAGUUGAUCCUCAUAGAGGCGGUUCUUCUGAUUAUCAGCCUUCAAGUGCUGGUAGCUUGAGGAGACAUAUUGCAGCCUCACUGAUGCGGCAUCAUCAAUCAUCAGAAAGGAAUAAACACGCGCUGCAGCCUCUUUCUCCCGCAAGCUAUGGUAGUUCCUUGGAGAUGGCUCCUUAUAACCCAGCAGCAACUCCUGACAGUUCAAUUGAGUUAAGGGGAAGGAUGGGUGAGCCUAAUUAUGGCUUUAAAACAUCAACCGAGUUGCUUAAAGUGUUGAACCGUAUAUGGACACUUGAAGAGCAGCAUGCUUCCAAUGUGUCUCUGGUGAAAGCAUUGAAACACGAGCUUGAUCAUGCCCGUGGUAGGAUCAAAGAGUUGCUCAGAGAUCAACAAGCAAAUCGUCAUGAGAUUGAUGAACUAUUGAAACAAAUCUCACAAGAUAACAUAUCUAGGAAGAGCAAAGAACAAGAGCGGGUAGAGGCUGCUCUCCAAUCUGUGAGAGAUGAAUUGGAAGAUGAAAGGAAGUUGAGAAAACGAUCUGAAAGCUUGCAUAGGAAGCUAGCUAGGGAGCUGUUUGAGAUCAAGGUGGCCUUAUCAACCACUCUCAAAGAGCUUGAAAAAGAAAGAACAUCAGGUGAGCUCCUAGAAGAACUUUGUGAUGAGUUUGCCAAAACUAUUAGGGAAUAUGCAAAACAAGUGCACGAUGUCAAACAGAAGUCUGACAGGGACUGGACUGGCCACACUAGUCAUGACAAUUUGAUCCUACACAUUUCCGAAUCUUGGCUUGAUGAGCGAGCUCAGAGGAGAGACAGGGAAGCACAGAGAGCAUCUGCUGUUGUUGACAAAUUGAGACCUGAAAUAGAGACAUUUCUCACAGCUCGACAAACAGCUAACAUAGACACUAAAGAAACUGAUCACAAAGAGAGCCGUUUAAGGCAUCGUUCCCUCGAAUCAAUUCCUGAGGUUGGGAAUGCCCCUGAAGAUUCAGCUGCCUAUUCUGACUCUCGCUGUGCUGAGAAAAGCAAAGUGGGCCCCAGCCACUACGAGGAGCAGGAAGAACUUGCAUUGAAUGGGAGGAGGAAGGGUCAAAGUCCUCCUAGUGUGCAGAUGUCGGAACCUCAAAACACUCGGGAAAUUGACUCUAGAAUGAAAACAGGUGAAGGAACCCCGACAGAAAUCAGCAUGCUCCAGAAGUCUGAGAUUUAUGAUUCCUACCAAAAGAAGAAGAAUUACGAUGAAGAAGGGCAUGGAUCGAACUCAAAAACAGUUGACAAACUAAUUAGUGAGUUGCUGUUAUCAGAAGGUGGGAGUUUCCCUCCUGAAUAUGAAUACAAGGAAGCUGCUUCGAGUAAUCCUUCUACAUUGAAAAGGCAUGCAAGCCCUGUGAGACAGUGGAUGACAAACAUGAGAUCCCCGGAUCCCAAAAUUUCUGAGUCAUCUUCAAGAUUGCAGUCAGUGAGAGAGAAUUCAUUAAAAGCCAAGUUACAAGAACCCAAGUCUAAAGGGCAGCGUUCACGUUUGAAAAUCCUAAAAGUAUAUCAGGUUCUCUUUUGGGAAGAAAGGAAGAAGUAGCUUUUACUUCAUGGUCAUCGGAUUGUUAUUUAUGCCUUCGGGAUAACUAAUGUGUACACAUCAAUUGUAGUUUCCUUUUUUGGUCAGUUGGAUUGAAUCAAGUUUUGUUGACAUUCAUUUCUUUCUGGUUCUUGUAAUCUCCUUUGUUGUUAGCUUUAGUGAAGUUCUGUAGUGUUUGAGUCUUUCUGUAAGUACUAUUUUUGGUGAGUGAAAUUAUAUUAUGCAGUUUUCCUUUUUUAGCCCCAUAA